AUGUCUGGGUUUUUCUCACUAGGUGGUAAGGAUCAAGAACAAGAACACAAUCAAGACACUAAUAAUAGCUCGUUUCUGUUUAAGAACGAAGAGAUCUAUAGCAAGGGUUUUGAGCUAUGGCAACAGUACUAUCAGUCGCAUCAACAAAAGCUACAGCAAAAUCAUCAGGAUGUGGAUUUCUCGGUUGGACCCAGUAGUAGGACUAAUACUAUUGCAGGUGAUGACUCUUCAAACUAUAGUUACAGAUCAGCAGGGUUUAGGGUCAUGAUGAGGCAAGGAAGAGACGGUGGAGAGGGCGUGAAUUGCCAAGAUUGUGGUAAUCAGGCUAAGAAGGAUUGCCCACAUCUUAGGUGCCGGACUUGCUGUAAAAGCCGAGGAUUUCAGUGCCAAACCCAUGUUAAGAGCACCUGGGUUCCGGCUGCUAAAAGGCGCGAGAAGCACCAGCAGUUUGCGACCUUGCAGCAGCAUCAGCAACAAAUGCAAGAUCAACACCAGUUAACGCUGAGAGAGGAAAUUCCCAAGAGGCAGAGAGAGAAUCCUGGUGGUGGAGGUGGUGGUUCUUCUUCUCUUGCCUGCACUACUACUCGUUUACCCACCUCAACGUCAGGGUUUGAGUUGGGGAACUUUCCAGCAGAAGUGAAUUCUUCAGCUGUUUUUCGCUGCGUAAAAGUGAGUGCAAUGGAUGAUGCUGAGGAGGAGUACGCCUACCAAACGGCAGUCAGUAUUGGAGGCCAUGUUUUCAAAGGAAUUCUCUACGAUCAGGGUGCCGAAAGCCGCUAUCCUGGGGACAACUCUCCGGGCUGCGGCGGAUCCCAACAGCCACGUGAUCUCAUCACCGCCGCUGCAGCCACCACUAGCCACCAGGGUUUGACAAUGCUUGACCCUUCAAUGUACCCAACUCCUCUUAACUCUUUCAUGGCCGGUACGCAAUUCUUCCCACCACCAAGGCCAUGA
Messenger RNA from Fraxinus pennsylvanica, 954 nucleotides. The record is from the annotation of a GenBank genome assembly. Lineage: Eukaryota; Viridiplantae; Streptophyta; Magnoliopsida; Lamiales; Oleaceae.